Messenger RNA from Truncatella angustata, 1920 nucleotides. Its product is annotated as PalH/RIM21-domain-containing protein. Gene Ontology annotation, cellular component: plasma membrane. Gene Ontology annotation, biological process: cellular response to pH. Lineage: Eukaryota; Fungi; Ascomycota; Sordariomycetes; Amphisphaeriales; Sporocadaceae. The record is from RefSeq and is a predicted model, not a curated record. The transcript has a single exon. The annotation marks the transcript as partial.
UGCUCGUCCUUUGAGCUUCCUGCGAACGGUAUCUUGACGCUCAGCAACGGAGAAACAAUCACUUUAGCUGCCGAUGCGCUUUUCCAACCUGCCUGUCUUUCCGCCGCCACGAACACUAUCGACACUCUUUCGCUCAAACCGGCCAUCAUUGGGAACAAUGGUGUCAGCAUGGACGAAACCUCCUCGGUAUCCACGGGAUCGUCCUCUGACCCCACGGCCUCCGACUUUCGCGACCCCUUCUACGCCUCUACGUUUCCGCAAUGCUAUGCGCUCGCUGCAACCACAAUUAUUGCGUACACGCUGUGCAUUAUGCUGUUCAUCGCACCCAGGUCUUUCUUAGACGGUGGAAUUGUUGUACUAGGACGCCGUGGUUUCACAAACGGCCCAGCAAAUGGAAUCAGCAUUGGUGGAAGGCCCUGGCUUCAGAAGGUUGCGGCUUUGACCGUCGCCAUCUCGUUGACGAUUGCUACCGCCGACACGUUCCGCGUGGCCGAGGAUCAAUAUGCCACCGGCAUCCAGAACGCUCAGGCGCUCCAGGACGAAGUACUGGAUGGAACGCAGCUCAAGGUCAUCAGGCUCAUCUCUGAUACCUUCCUCUGGUUAGCUCAGGCUCAGACCCUCAUUCGCCUAUUCCCGCGCCAGCGCGAGAAGGUUAUCAUCAAGUGGACUGCAUUUUCCCUGAUCUCUCUGGAUGUCAUUUUCGGUGCUCUCAACAGUUUCCUAUACGACGGACACACAAACACCAGGCCCGCCAAUUUCACGGACGCAGUACCGGCUCUGAGCUACUUGUUUCAGCUUUCCCUGGGGCUUCUCUACGCCGCAUGGGUCAUUUAUUACUCCUUCAUGAAGAAGAGAUAUGCGUACUAUCAUCCGCUUAUGCGGAAUAUCAGCCUGGUCGCCAUACUAUCCAUAAUAUCUAUACUGGUGCCUGUCGUGUUCUUUAUUCUGGAUAUCUCCAAGCCGGACUUCACUGGCUGGGGCGACUAUGUUCGGUGGGUGGGAGCGGCAGCAGCCAGCGUAAUCGUCUGGGAGUGGGUCGAGCGCAUUGAAGCAUUGGAAAGAGAAGAGAAGAAGGACGGCAUCCUAGGCAGAGAAGUUUUCGAUGGAGAUGAGAUGAUGGACGGGCCCGGCUCAGAGUUCAUGUGGCCCCGGAGACGCAGAACGAAGAAGAAAACAGACGACGACGAUGGCGGUGAGAGUGGUCAAGGAAGAAGCGACAGGGCAUCAUCCACUGAGCGGAGUAACAUGUGGCCAGAAAUGUCUUCGAUCGCAAGCCGAUAUAUGUCGAGGUCGGGCGGCAACACUGAAGAGAGGGAGCCCAAGGCAAAUAAUAAUGCACCGGCUGCAGGUAGAUCAGCAGCAAGCCGGUUCCUUCAGCCUCCAUUGUGGAUAUCACGUCCGCCACCAGCAGUUACUCCUGUUAGCCGAACAGACACAGCAAGCGCUGACAGUACGGUCUACGCUGUACGAUAUCAACCUCUGACAGAAACCACUUCCCGGACAACAGCAGAGGAUAGAUUGGAUCGGCCGGUUACCAGAAGCAACAGCAGGAUUUCCGUGGUCAGACCAGGCAGUCCACCACGAGUCGAGGAGGCUGCAGCAGUAGUGUCAGCUGCACAGCCCAAAAAAGCAGAAACGAAGCCACCAGGCUGGCGAUCCCGGCUCGGGUUAACAAGCGGUGCAAAUGCGCCGCCUGCAGAAGUUGUUCCUCACACGCAAAAACCUCAACCUCCUCAACGUGAGUAUGAGAGUCGAGGUUGGUGGGAUGUCAGAGACAGGCUCGAAGAUUUUGCAGCUACGCAAGCAGAAAGAUUCAGAGAGAAGAUGAAGCCACCACCUGAUACCGAAAGCCUUGAAGUUGUUGUUAUUCCUGCGCCGCCUCGACGUGGUGCGGCACUUGCGCAAGUGCUAGAGGAAGAG